Molecule: messenger RNA, 9835 nt
Organism: Prinia subflava (tawny-flanked prinia)
Lineage: Eukaryota; Metazoa; Chordata; Aves; Passeriformes; Cisticolidae
Gene: RAPGEF6
Product: Rap guanine nucleotide exchange factor 6
Exons: 31
Coding region: 152-5134 (1660 amino acids)
Biological process (GO): small GTPase-mediated signal transduction
Molecular function (GO): protein binding; guanyl-nucleotide exchange factor activity
Source: RefSeq, a predicted model, not a curated record
GUUUCGGGGUGCGUCCCCCGUGGGCGCGGAGGGCGGCGGAGCCCGGGCAGGAGCGCCGGCGGGCCGCGCCGGUGCGAUCGCGGCGCGCCCCGCGGCAGCGCCCCGCCAGCCGCUGCCGAGGCGGCGGGGCCGGGGGGCGCGGGGCCGGAGGAUGAGCGCCCCGGUGGAGCCCAGGAUCAAACAGGCGCUGCGGAAGAAGCCCGCGGAGCGGACUCCGGAGGACUUGAACACUAUCUAUUCUUUCCUUCAUGGCCUGGACAUUCUAUCACAUUUCAGGGAACACCAGCUAAGAAUAAUGUCGUCGAGUGCCCGCUAUGAGAGGUACAAGGGCAACCAAGUUCUCUUUUGCUCAGAAACUAUUGCAAGAUGCUGGUAUAUCCUGCUUUCUGGGUCUGUGCUCAUGAAGGAUUCAAUGUUUUUGCCACCUUGCAGUUUUGGCAAGCAGUCUGGAGGGAAGCGAGGCUGUGAAUGUAUCAUAUUGGAACCUUCAGAAAUGAUUGUGGUGGAGAACUCCAAAGACAAUGAGGAGAACAUCUUGCAGAGAGAGGUACCGCUGCGGCAGUCCCGUCGCAGGUACAGGAAGAUCAACCAGAGGGGCGAGCGUCAGACCAUCACGGACAGUGUGGAUUCCAGCAGCUACGUGUCGCUUCCAGCUGACCUCACCAAGAUGCAUCUUACGGACAAUCCUCACCCUCAGGUGACGCACGUCCCUUCCAGCCAGUCAGGAUGUAGCAUUGCCAGUGACUCUGGGAGCAGCAGCCUGUCUGAUAUUUAUCAGGCUACAGAAAGUGAGAUGGGAGAUGUUGAUUUAUCGGGUCUUCCAGAAGCAGCUGUAGACUCUGAAGAUGAGGAAGAGGAGGAGGAUGAAGAUAUUGACAGAACUUCUGAUCCACUUCUAGGGCGAGAUGUUGUCCGAGAGUGCCUUGAGAAAGAGCCUGCAGAUAAAACUGAUGAUGAUAUUGAACAAUUAUUGGAGUUCAUGCAUCAACUCCCUGCCUUUGCCAACAUGACCAUGUCUGUGAGGAGAGAGCUGUGCUCAGUGAUGAUAUUUGAAGUCGUAGAGCAAGCAGGAGCCAUCAUACUUGAAGACGGCCAGGAACUUGAUUCUUGGUAUGUUAUUUUAAAUGGCACAGUAGAAAUCAGCUAUCCUGAUGGGAAGAGUGAGAGUCUCUGUAUGGGAAAUAGUUUUGGGAUUACUCCCUCUCUGGACAAACAGUACAUGAAUGGAGUGGUCAGAACCAAAGUAGAUGAUUGUCAGUUCGUAUGUAUAGCCCAACAAGACUACUGGAGGAUUCUGAACCACGUGGAAAAAAACACUCAUAAAGUGGAAGAAGAAGGAGAAAUUGUGAUGGUGAAGGAGCACAGGGAGCUGGAUCGCAGUGGAACCAGAAAAGGACACAUAGUUAUCAAGGCAACACCUGAGAGACUCAUCAUGCACUUAAUAGAGGAACAUUCUAUUGUGGAUCCAACCUACAUCGAAGAUUUUCUUUUAACAUACAGAACAUUUCUAACAAGUCCCUUGGAAGUUGGAAAUAAACUCUUGGAAUGGUUCACAGUGGACAGCCUCAGGGACAAGGUUACCAGAGUAGUGUUGCUGUGGGUGAACAAUCAUUUUAAUGACUUUGAAGGAGAUCCUGCCAUGACUCGAUUCCUGGAAGAAUUCGAAAAGAAUUUGGAAGAUACGAAAAUGAAGGGCCAUCUCAGAUUGCUGAAUAUUGCCUGUGCUGCCAAAGCGAAAUGGAGACAAAUCACCCUGCAAAAACCUUCCAGAGAUUCUCCCCUGUUUUUCAGCCUUCUUGGAGGCAGUGACAAGGGCUUUGGUAUUUUUGUAGAGACUGUGGAGAUAGGCAGUAAAGCAGCAGAAGCUGGACUUAAGCGUGGUGAUCAGAUAAUGGAAGUAAAUGGACAGAAUUUUGAGAACAUUACGUUUGCAAAAGCUCUGGAAAUCUUAAAGAAUAACACACAUCUCUCCAUUACUGUAAAAACAAACAUUUUUGUGUUUAAGGAGCUGCUCUGCAGGAUAGGACAGGAGAAGAAUGGAAUCCCACAUAUUCCAAAAAUCGCAGAAAAGAAAAACAACCGUUAUUCUAUCCCAGAUAUGCCUGGAGAUGUGGAACAGAUGUUUCCCCGUGAAAAAGGAAACAAGAAAAUGAAAGCAAACACUGUAUCUGGUGGUAGAAAUAGAAUCAGGAAAAUUUUAGACAAGACCCGUUUCAGCAUCUUGCCUCCAAAACUGUUCAGUGACGGCAGCGUGAGCCAGUCGCAGGAUGACAGCAUCGUGGGGACACGGCAGUGCCGCCACAGCCUGGCCAUCAUGCCCAUUCCAGGCACCCUCUCCUCCAGUAGCCCUGACCUGCUGCAGCCCACAACCAGCAUUCUGGACUUCUCUAAUCCUGCAGCUGUUGGGUUUUACUAUAUUCCAGAUCAAGUGAUCCGAGUUUUCAAAGCGGAUCAGCAGAGCUGUUACAUCAUCAUCAGCAAAGACACUACAGCCAAGGAGGUGGUGAGUCACGCUGUCCACGAGUUCAACCUGGCAGGAGCCCCCGAGACCUAUUCCCUGUGCGAGGUGUCCGUCAGCCCCGAGGGCGUCAUCAAGCAGCGCCGCCUCCCGGACCAGUUCUCCAAGCUGGCCGACAGGAUCCAGCUCAAUGGACGGUAUUAUCUGAAAAACAAUAUGGAAACAGAGACCUUGUGCUCAGAUGAAGAUGCUCAAGAGCUGCUCCGAGAGAGCCAAAUUUCCCUCCUCCAGCUGAGCACCAUCGAGGUGGCCACUCAGCUUUCCAUGCGGGACUUUGAGUUAUUCCGCAACAUCGAGCCAACGGAGUACAUUGAUGACCUCUACAAGCUGGACUCCAAAACAGGCAACGCUCACCUGAAACAGUUUGAGGAUGUCAUAAAUCAAGAGACCUUCUGGGUUGCCAUGGAAAUUUUAGCAGAACCCAACCAACUCAAAAGGAUGAAGAUUAUUAAGCAUUUCAUUAAAAUUGCUCUCCACUGCCGAGAAUGCAAGAACUUCAAUUCCAUGUUUGCGGUGAUAAGUGGGUUAAAUCUUGCACCAGUAGCUCGUCUCAGAGGCACUUGGGAAAAGUUACCCAGCAAGUAUGAAAAGCACCUCAGAGACCUUCAAGAUCUUUUUGAUCCAUCUCGAAACAUGGCAAAAUAUCGCAACAUCCUCAGCAGCCAGAGCAUGCAGCCUCCAAUUAUCCCACUUUUCCCUGUUGUCAAGAAAGAUAUCACAUUUCUGCAUGAAGGCAAUGAUUCUAAAGUGGAUGGCCUGGUGAAUUUUGAGAAGCUGCGGAUGAUUGCCAAAGAGAUCCGCCAGGUUGUCCGGAUGACCUCGGCAAACAUGGAUCCAGCUGUGAUGUUCAGACAAAGGAAGAAGAGGUGGAGAAGUUUGGGGUCCCUGAGCCAGGGCAGCAUGAACUCCAACAUGCUGGACGUGCAGGGAGGGGCUCACAAGAAGCGCGCCCGCCGCAGCUCCCUGCUGAACGCCAAGAAGCUCUACGAGGAUGCCCAGAUGGCCAGGAAGGUGAAGCAGUACCUGUCCAACCUCAGUGUGGAGACAGACGAAGAAAAGAUCCAAAUAUUAUCACUUCAGUGUGAGCCUGCAUACAGCACUUUGACAAAGAAUUUAAGUGAGAGAAGAGGAGGGAAAUCCUCUGAAAUGUCUCCAGUGCCCAUGAGAUCAAUUGGCCAAACCACAAAAGCCCAUCAGCAUCAACAGAACCGAAUGAGUCAAGUUCUUCAGGUCCCAACUGUGAAUUUGUACCCCAGCAGGAAAAAGGGGCUGACAAAGGAUCAUGUCACAUUCAGUACAGGCUCUCCACAGAAGUCAUUAAGCUUGUCUGAGGAAGUAAGUAGUAAGAAACAAGCAGAUGACACAAUGUCCAUGGCAUCUUCUUUGCACUCCAGCCCUCCUGCUUCUCCUCAGGGCUCCCCACGCAAAGUUGGGAACAUCCAAAGGUCGGAUAACUGCAGUCAGAUGAAUCUCUCUGGCUCUUCCUCCUCACUGGCCAGUGAAACCAGCCACAAGAACAGUGGACAGCGCAGCUAUGGAAUAGGCUACGCCCUCAUACCCUCCACAAAAUCCGACAACUUCUCAGACUCCAGCCACAGUGAGAUUUCCUCCCGCUCCAGCAUCGUGAGCAACUGCUCUGUGGACUCCAUGUCAGCAGCACUGCAGGACGAGAGGGGCUUGUGCCAGGCCCUCGUGGUGGAUUCAGGCGGGGCAGAGAGAAAGGAGCAUCCUCAGGCCCUGGCAGACUACAGCCAGCCCUGCCCGGGCUGGUCCAUCUCUAGGCCUGCUCUGAUCAGAGGAAUGGCAUUCACAUCUUCCAUGAGCAGCGAGGAGAUCUCCCACGAGCACAUCAUGGUGGAGGCGGCGGACAGCGGCCGGGGAAGCUGGACUUCAUGCUCAAGUAGCUCUCAUGACAAUUUCCAGAAUAUCCCAAACCAGAAGAGCUGGGAUCUCCUCAGUUCUUACCGUCACACGCAGCUGGACGGGCCCAUAGCUGAAGUGGAUCCCACAAACUGUUACUCUGAGGAGGGGUAUUUGUACUCCGAAGCCUUUUCCAAAGCCAACAGGCAGUCGAAAGCCAGCGCGGAGCUCGAUCAGUCUCGGCAGAGCUGGGCAUCCUCCAGCUCCCUGUCAGACACCUACGAGACAAACUAUGGGACAAUAAAGCGCAGGGGGCUGGAGAACUCCACGGCAGAGCAGACGGAGGUUUUGGACUCUAAACCAGGCGCUGAUACAACUUACAAAACUGUUACUUCGAGUACAGAAAAAGGCCUCAUAGUGUACUGUGUCACCUCACCUAAGAAGGACGAUAGGUAUAGGGAGCCACCGCCCACCCCUCCGGGAUAUAUGGGGAUUUCUUUAGCGGACAUAAAAGAAGGAUCGCCCCACCACCCACACCUCAAACCUCCAGACUAUAGUGUGGCAGUGCAGAGGUCAAAGAUGCUGCACAGUGACCUCUCUAGACUUCCACCAGCUGCUGUCGGUAGCGACGCGGUGGCCUGUGUCUCCUCGAGGAUGCCUCAGUGGCACGGCCGGCAGCCGUCCAGCCCCAGGGUAGCAGACUUGCCUGACGCAGAUAGUGGAGAGGAUGAAGAUGAACAAGUAUCAGCAGUUUAACCCUUGGGCUGUUUGUAUAAACCACUCACAACACAAGGGAUGUGGGAGAAGGUCUCACGGUUCUGUUAGUGACUGCUGACAACUUGCUGCUACUGACCUCAGACCUUACCUCUGUCACAGACGAGAUGGAACGGGUUGGAUCACCUCUUUACACCUUCCUUCACUCUGCCACCACCACCUAAGAAGCUAUUUCUGCCUAUGAAACAGAAAAUCCUGUUCAAGGAAUGUGCUGACUGCCUGGAUACCAACAUGGGUACCCAGAGAUGGACAGAGCUUCUUGCAUUGGGGAGGACCAGUUGUCACCACCACUUGAAACUUGGGAACAUUUUUCUGUAUCAUACCAUAUAAUCCUUUGGUAGUUUCCAUUGUUGUUAUUUUCUACAUGACUGUUAGAAAUCUGAGAGUGUUAUUUUAUGAACUUCAAAAAAAAAUUAUAUCAAAAUGUCAGCAAAACCGAAGGAUGUUGCUGAAGUAUCUGAAAAUAAUUUAUUAUUUAAUAUUUUUAAAUGGGAGUUUCCUUUAUGUGCGUUGGGAGUGCUCUGGUUGGCUAAUAUAAAUGUUUAGUCAAUGUGACAGCAAAUUAGCUACACAUCAACUGUUGUGCUCUCGAAAUAAACACAGAAAAGUAGAAAUGGGUGCAGAAAUUUAUAGAUUUUAGAGAGUGUUUAGAUUUAAUAUGAAUAGAGCCCAAUGCCCUGCAGAGCAGUGUCUGCCAAGCCAGCACUCCUGCUGCUCCCCUCCCACAUGGACACAGCAGAAACCUCCUGUCCCAGGAUUUUUAGAAAUUUUUUCAGCUGCCAGCCAACUAAGGCAAUGGUUGGUGCUCUCCUCCCUUAUUAAGGAAUGUUGGAAAUGUGGAAGCUGUAGCUUAUGGGGAGCAUUUGGGGAGAUCUGAAGCUUUCCCAAAGAGUUUUAACAAGUUUUGCCCUGCAGAGUUCAACAUGCAAAGCAUGUUCUAAAACUCAAAACUCAGCUGUGUGUUGUGGUUUUUAAGAUCAUCCCACAUGUCCUGGCCUUUUCCCAGAGUUGCACAGGGUUUAGGUGCAAAGGUUAUCUUUGAAAAAAUAACAAAAGAAUUAGAAAUCACCUACAUUUCACAUAAAAAUUGUGAAACUGAAUAAUAAAUGACACAAUGCUUAUAGAAGAGCAUAAUGCAUUUUAUGAUGGGUUAAAAAACCCUGUGGUGUUUAUCUGGAAAAUACAGAUGACCAUUUUUUUUAAAUCUAGUUAAAAAUCCUGGUGUUGUUGAUGUCAAUGAGUUUUGACUCUACAGCCAGCCAGUAUUAACCCAUGAUCCUCUAGUUUGACUAUGGUCAAAUGAAUUGCUUCUUUGAUUUUACUUUUAGCCAGCCAGAGUGCAGAGGGGUAGAACUGGAAACGGCCUGCAGGUUCUUUUCUUUGUCCUUCCUUCCCUUCCUUCCCUUCCUUCCCUUCCUUCCCUUCCUUCCCUUCCUUCCCUUCCUUCCCUUCCUUCCCUUCCUUCCCUUCCUUCCCUUCCUUCCCUUCCUUCCCUUCCUUCCCUUCCUUCCCUUCCUUCCCUUCCUUCCCUUCCUUCCCUUCCAUACAUGACACCCCAUUCUAGUGUUGAAAUCAGACAUGAAUGUGUGAAUAUGUAUUUAAACAUUCAAUUGUAAAUCUUUGUUGUGAUGUUUACAGGCUAAGCUAGAAAGAUGAUGUUUGUCAUUUUUACAGUGCCUCAAAACUGAUUUCUAUAUCCAUAGUUGUGAACAGCUUUAAGGUUUGUUUGGUUUUUUUUUUUUUUUAACCUAUAUAUGUGCAGGGGUGCAAGGUGAAUGCAACAUUUUUGGAAAAUGCCACAAGUACCAAAAACAACCCAAAGCCUUUGAUGUGCUUUCUCCAUAGUAGCUAGGGGCUGAUGGAGCCAGGUGAAUGUGAAUGACCCAGCCUGUGUCUGCCUUCAGAGCAGUUCCAGGUUCAGCAUUGCCUGGAAUGUUCCUGUCAGGAUUGGGAUUGGGAAGUGGAAAUGAACAGUGAUGCUGAGGAAGAGGAUGCCUGAUUUAUAACUCACUGGUUGGCUGUAUGAUUUUUUGGCACAAGUAUCAGAGAAGCAAGUGGUUGAAAAAAUAUAUUAAAAUCUACUUGGGAUAUGGCGUAACAAAUGCAUUUUGCUUUCUCAAGGCCUUAAUGCUUAUAGUGAACCUGCACGGGCCUUAAUGACUAAAGAUUAAUGUGUCAAAGCUACGCAGGGCAGAGUGAGUGUUUUCAGUACAUGCAAUAUUGAUAAUAGAAGUCAUGAACUGAUACUCCUGUGGGAUGUAAAUCCACAUCCUGCCAUGCCACUGUCAGCUGUAGUUGCCUGUUAACUUCUGCAUGGAAACAGCAGGCUUUGUGUUCCUUCAGAAAUCAUCUGCGUUGUGCCAGGUAAAUGAAAGUGUACAGUUCCUUGGCCUUGGGGGGAAGCUGCAGCUUAUUCCAGCCUGUUGAACAAAACUAUAGGGGAUGGGGAUUACUAAAGGGGCUUUCUUUUGCCCCAAAACCCAAUAGUGCUGCCUUUGAGGAUGCAGGGAAGCCCCUGUGGGGAGCAGGGUCGGAGUCUCCUGGCAGUCAGCAAGAGCAGAUGAAUAAAUCACCCAUCCAAACGUGGUAUUUGAUGGUGUUUGCACAUCAACAGCAUCCGUCUGUUCCACAGGGCUUGGCAGACACUGAGAAGUUCUGGAAUGAGUGAAAGUCUCACUAAUGAUAUUUUCCUAAUAGCCAUCACAGCUAGUGUACAUAAAUCAUGCAUAAACGAUGACAGACGAGCUACUCCUGCUACUCCUGCCUCGCACAGUGUGGCUUCUCUGCUGCUCCUUGCUGGGGGUUUUGUUUGUUUGUUUGUUUGUUUUUACUAAACCGAUCACAUUGAUUGGGGCCAAUAGCCAAAUGUAGUGUCUGGUGUGGGUUUGAAGAGAUAUUAUCCCUUUUUUUGGUAAUGCAGACAGAAGCAAUAUGUUGUUAGUAUCUGUUGUACACUGCAUUAUUGAAGUGAUGUCUUCUGGACCACAGAUCCCUGACUCAGUACCUCUGCUGGGUUCUUCUAACUCGAGCUCUGAUGCUGAUAAAGAGUUAAGGUACCUCGUGUCAUGUUCUUCCACUGCCAUACCUGGGUUUGCUCAUUUCUGCUCAUUGUUUGCUCCUGACUUGGUGAAAGAUGCCUUUCAGAUUCCUGUGAUUUAAGCACACAGUGUUUUGUUAUAAAUGUUAAACUCCCAAAUAGUUCCUGAGGAAGCAGUGUAGUUGGGUAAAAUUGAAUUGGCCUCUCUGGUUUCAGAAAGGGGAAAAUGAGAUCACUGGGCCUCUGAGCACCAGAGUCAUCUACCAAGUACACAAAAGAGUGGAAAGACAAUGGCUGUGGAUGUUUGCAGUUCACGUUUUUGCAAUGUGGACAAAUUUUGGGUGUUUGUCAACAACAGGCAAUGUGGGGCUUCCCUGGCUCCUUCCUUUUGCCUUUACUCAGAUAAGUUUGUAGGCCUCACCUUGAGCCCUGUGUGUGAUUUUUGGGCAGCACGAUAUGAAAAAGACAUGAUGCUGUUAGAGAGCAUCCAAAGGAGGCCACGAGGAUGGGGAAGGGUGUGGAGGGGGGGAAGCCUUAUGAGGAGUAUCUGAGGGCACUUGGUCUGUUCACCCUGGAGAAAAGGAGAUUGAGGGGAGAGAGACUUCAAUCUACAUCUUCCUGAGGGGCAGCACUGAUCCUUUCACUCUCAUGGGCAGUGACAGGUCACGAGGGAAGGGCCUGAAGCUGUGUCAGGGGAGGUUUAGGUUGGGUAUCAGGAAAAGUCUCUUCACCCAGAGGGUGGCUAGGCACUGAACAGCUGCCCAGGGGAGUGGGCACAGCGUGGCAGAGCUCAAGGAGUGUUUGGACAAGGCUCUUGGGCACAGGGUGGGAUUGUUGGGGAUGGUUUUGUGCAGGGCCAGGAGUUGGACUCGAUGAUCUGAUGGGUCCCUUCCAGCCCAGCACAUUCUGUGAUGCUUCACUGGAAGGUGGUCAGAGCCCUGCUUGGGAUGGGGUGCACAGGGGGCUGUCUGCACCUGCCGGGGCACAGGGUGGGUGCUGAACCCACCGGUGAUGCCACUUGCAGAGGGGCCCGUGGGGCAUCAGGGGUGUUCCAAAAUCUUUCAUCACAUCCCAAGUAGUUUCAUUGUAGGCAACAGUGGAAAUAAAACCCUGUCACUUAAGUUUUUAUAGAACAUUAGAAUUUUUGCAGGAUAAACUUACCACUGCCUUUGCAUACAGAAAAGAUAAAAGGGAUACACUUUCUUUAGAAAAGCUUUACACACUAUAUUUUAGAAUGCUUCUAUAGAGGAUAAUCUAUCUUGAAUUCCCAACCCAGCUUUUGCUUCUGUUGUGCUUUUUAUUGUUUUAUCUUUAUUUCUGGUUUCCUGGAAUGCAGUUUAGCUUUGUAUUAAUUAAAUUCUAAAUAUGUGAGCAUAUUGGCAAAAACUGCACAGAUGUAAUGAUAGCAAUUGUACUGCACAAGUCAGUGAUUGUAUAGUAUUCUGUAACAAGCAAUGUUUGUCUUCUAUUUUUUGAUACCUCUUAUACACUUAUGUCUUUUAGAAAGACAGUGCCUCUGUAUGCUUUUUGUAUUUUUACUGAGUGAUUGUAAAUAUUUGUUAUAUUUUUGGUUAAGAGAAUGUUUAAAAGUACUGUUUAUUAUCCAAUCUAUUAAUAUGUUGGGAUCAAUAAACAAUCAACAUGUA